AUGUCGCAACAUCAUGCCAACGGUCCUCGCGUUGAGCAAUUUGACGAGUAUUUCCAUAAAAAUCCGGCGCCCAAGUCUCUGUCAAAACAUCAAGCAUUGACACGCGAGUUUAUUCAAUUUCACCUAGAAAACUCGCCGAAUCGCCGAAUUGCAUUAGUCACCUCAGGAGGCACAACUGUGCCCCUUGAGAACCAGACAGUACGGUUUAUUGACAAUUUCUCCGCUGGAACCCGUGGAGCAACGUCUGCCGAAUACUUUCUAGAGGCGGGCUAUGCAGUGAUCUUUCUUCACCGGCAGUUCAGUCUCCUGCCUUAUUCUCGGCACUACAGCCACAGCACAAACUGCUUCCUUGAUUUCAUGGAAGAACAUGAUGGCGAUGAUGAGCGUGUCGUGGUAAGGAAGGAGUACCAGGAGAAGAUGCGACGUGUUUUGCACCAGUACCAAUUUGCGAAGAAAAACCGCCUUUUGCUCCUCCUGCCUUUCACCACCGUCACUGAUUACCUCUUUCAAUUACGCAGUCUCGCUGUGUCGAUGCAGCCACUAGGCGAGCGUGCGCUAUUCUAUCUUGCUGCAGCUGUUUCCGAUUUUUUUAUUCCCAGAGAACGCAUGGAGGAGCACAAGAUCCAAUCAAGAGAGGAUCACGCCGGCGGCCAAGGAGCAGGGGCUAGUCGACAACUGGUCAUUAACCUCGACCCGGUGCCUAAAUUUCUCAGCCCUUUGGUGCACUCGUGGGCACCUAAAGGAAGCAUGAUUGUGAGCUUCAAGCUUGAGACUGACCCUGCCCUUCUUGUGGCAAAGGCCGAACAAGCCCUCAGAAGAUAUCAGCAUGAUUUGGUCAUUGGUAACCUAUUGACUACGCGCAAAUGGGAAGUAGUCUUCAUUACCCGGAACGGAGGCGAGAGAUGGCUCCGCGUGCCUAAAGCACGGAGGUCGAAGAGUAUUUCUGGAAUCGAAGAAUUGGUAGGGAAAGCGGAACGCAAGCAUGAAGCUCAGCAUGUGGACCUUGAGGGAGGGACUGUGACCGAAGGCAUGGAGAUAGAAAGCUUGAUCAUACCUGAGCUGGCCAUCAUGCAUACAGACAUGAUAGAGCACGGAAAAUGA
Messenger RNA from Exophiala spinifera, 1101 nucleotides. RefSeq lists its product as uncharacterized. Gene Ontology annotation, biological process: coenzyme A biosynthetic process. The transcript has a single exon. NCBI's taxonomy places the organism in Eukaryota, Fungi, Ascomycota, Eurotiomycetes, Chaetothyriales, Herpotrichiellaceae. The record is from RefSeq and is a predicted model, not a curated record. Gene Ontology annotation, molecular function: phosphopantothenate--cysteine ligase activity. The coding region runs from base 1 to 1101 and encodes 366 amino acids. Gene Ontology annotation, cellular component: nucleus; cytoplasm.